GACUAUAGUUAUAUAUAGUAACUAUUUUAUAAGUUUUCUUGUAUACUUAAAUAUUUGGCUGACUCUUUCUCGAGCUCUAUUUCUGAUAUUUACAUGCUGUCAUCAUGAUCCAUGCCAUCCAUGUUUUAUUCCUUGUAUACUCAGUCAACAAGGUGACAGUAAAGUUGCCUAUGGAAGAGAGAGUGGAAAAUUAAGUACACAUUUUACUAAUCCCCUCAACUGAAGCUUGACACAAAUUUAUUCAAAUUUGGAUACUCUGGUAUUUGUUGUAAUAAGACACCAGCUGUCACAAGACAAACCUUACAAUAGGUAUUUGUUGUAAUAAGACACCAGCUGUCACAAGACAAACCUUACAAUCGGUGUGGGUGGAUGCUUUAAUAUGUCAUAUGAUCGUAUGACCAUUUGUGUUAUUUUAUUGCAUGUCACGGCCUCUAAGAAUGCUCUUUUAUAUAACGAACAAAUACUAUUAUAUAAGUACUUAUAUGGUGGUUUUCAAAAUUUCAGGGAUUGUUUUUCCCCGUAUAGGUAGUAGCCAGUUUUGUAUUAUAAUUAUCGGUCAGUGAAUUUAGUUUCAUUUCACUGCUGCUUUGGCGAUCACAGCUAAUGGUGCAUUAGAUCUCUACAGCUAUACAAAAACUGACUGUGUUCAAGUAGUGUAUUGUGGGCCAAGAUAAUUCACUGACAGGAAGUUUUUGUGAACUUAAUUGCUGUAUCGAUUGUUGAUCAUGGGAAUUCGGACCUUAACCGCCUACAUGAAAGAGAUGGGGCACUUCGAGUCUGUAACCCUGAGAAAAGUUUCCAGUAGGAUUGUCAUUGAUGGAUUUAGCUUGCCCUAUAAAUUGUUUUGUGGAAUUGGAUGGGGUGAUUAUUAUGAGUUUUAUGAGAAAGUUGUAAAUUUCUUUACAAUGCUAAAAUCUAUCGGAAUCGAGGCCUAUGUGGUAGUCGAUGGUAUUGAUUAUGAAAAUGAAAAGGCAGCGACUAGUGACGAUCGAGUUUUACAGCGGCUUAGGAUGUUGAGUAGGGCUGAAUCUCAGAUUGAACAGCUGAAAAAGAACGAGAUGAUUGUUCCUAAUCUGGCAAAAAUUGUGUUUGUCGAUGCUGUUCGUAAAACCAUUGGGGCUAGGUUCUUUGUUGCCGAUGGUGAAGCUGAUCGAGAUGUGGUGUCACUUGCAAAUCAUCUUGGCUGUCCUGUCUUAGGUUUGGACUCAGAUUUCUUCAUUUUUAACAUAAACCAUGGACUGAUUCUCAUACUGCACAAUUUACAAGACCUUAAAACAGAGGUGCAGUAUUUUCACUAUCAGAAAUUUGAUCGAACAUGCAACUUUAGCCACCCUCAAAUUCGCCUUUUCUUACCAUACUGUCUUGGCAACGACUUUCACGGUCGCCAUGCACUACCUGAGCUAGGAAUUGAUCGAGAGUCUAAAGUAGAGUUAAUAGUUGAAAAGCUUAGUACCUCCUCUUUAAACAUUGAUGAUUAUCAAACAGAACUCGCUAGUGAUCACAAGUUUUAUGAAGUUGUCCCUCGUUCAUUUGAAGACCUGUCUCAACACUCAGCAUUUAGUACAUCAGUCCCUCAGUGGAUUGUAUCUCGUUUCAAAAAAGGAGAGUUUUCGCGCAAUGUAAUGCAUUUCUUGGUAGGCCAUAUUCUGGAGGGGAGCAAAAUCUGGAAUUAUCUACUAGUUGUUGAAGAUAUGAAGAGAGAGUCUGCUUGGAAAGUGACCAAUUCGGUCCUUCUGUAUGUUAUUGGUGCUCUCAUUAGUUGCUAUAUGAAAGUGGCAGUAUCCCUGAAAUUAUUGUGGGGGUCAGGCAAAAAUCGCUGUGUAAAUUAGAAGAACGAAAAAUUUCUUCCUCGCUCAAUGAGAAGCAUUUAGAGAUUCUUGGAUCACACAAUCUGUUGAAUAUUCCUGAUAUGCCCAAAACAAAACGAAGAGACAUCGUUUUACGUGUAUUUCAGUGCGAACAAAUUUCAGCGGAAUUGGAGAAUGUCUCUGAAGAUCUGAAAUUAUCAGUAGUUGCAAGCCGGUGUUGGCUGAUGGCUAUUCACUCAAGUGUGGACCAUCGAUUCAAGGCUUUCAUUUUGGCUCUAGUUCUCUGCCUUCAAAAGUGUCUCUGUAAAGGCAGUGAUGAAAUUAAGGAUUGCCGUAACCAAAUGAAGGCUCUUGAUCGGAUCCACUACUUAGCUCAAUGGGAAUGCAUGCUUCACCUUGCCAAUACUUUCAACCAGAUCCUCGGCUGCCCUUUUACCUACAAAAGCCUGGGUCGUAUGUUCUCUGCAACAGUAUUUCAAAAAUUUUUCGUGAACUUACCCAAUCCUCUCUACUCAAUGCUUGACGAAGAAGGGAGGAAUAUGUACAAUGCAAUAACGAAAGAGCUUCUCCCGGAUGCACCAGUCGAACCUGUUCGCCAAGCCCAUGCUGUUCGAUUACAAUAUUCAAUCCCUACUCAGAACAGAUUUGCAUCAUUGUCUAACUUUGUGGAUUGAAUUCUACAGCAUCUAAAUCACUGCAUGUUUAUCGAUAGUGAUCAUGAGCAAUUAAUGUAACAAUAGUAUCACGAUACAUUUGAUAUUCAUAGAACCCCG
Molecule: messenger RNA, 2581 nt
Organism: Halichondria panicea
Lineage: Eukaryota; Metazoa; Porifera; Demospongiae; Suberitida; Halichondriidae
Product: protein asteroid homolog 1-like
Exons: 1
Coding region: 726-1829 (367 amino acids)
Source: RefSeq, a predicted model, not a curated record